CCAAUCAGUGCUCAAUGCUAUCACGUUUACAGAUAAUGUUAUUUGUGUGCACAUCGUCAUAUUCUUAUGUGUAAGAGUGAAAGCUGUAAGCUGCAGAAAUAGUCCGAUCGCACCGCUUUGAAAUUGAAAUGAACUUUUCAAGCGGAAGCAUCGAAUUCACCGUCAAUGGCAGACUACAUACAGGACCAUAUUUUGAAUACUCCCGUUCUUUUUGUAAAGAGGGAAGCGAAUCGAAAACUGCUAGUCGAUCGCAAUUUAAAUGCCGAUACAAAAUUAGUUGAUUUUUUGCGACAAACGGCUCUACUGACUGGAACCAAAUGGAUGUGCAGAGAAGGGGGUUGUGGAUUGUGUGUUGUUGGUUUUUCAACCAUCAAUAUCAUAACGAAUAAAAAAGAGAGCCGUGCUGUCCAUUCGUGCUUGCUGCCUUUGCUCUCUUGCCAUGGCAGUGAAAUUACCACAGUUGAAGGAAUUGGAAGCAAAAAAGAUGGCUAUCAUCCAGUUCAGUCUCAAUUGGCGGAUUUGAAUGGAAGUCAGUGCGGCUAUUGCUCUCCUGGAAUGGUCAUGUCCAUGUACAGUUUGCUGCAAAAAAAUAGCGGAGCUGGAGUGACUAUGAAGGAAAUCGAAUCUUCUUUGGGCGGAAAUAUCUGCCGUUGCACCGGUUAUCGUCCCAUUAUGGACGCGUUCAAGACAUUUGCCAAAGAUGCGCCUCAAGAACUCAAAUCCCGGUGUGUUGAUUUAGAGGAUUUGGGGAAUGCAAUCUGUCCAAAAACGGGUUCCGCUUGCCAAGGACUUUGUGAAAGCAACGGACUUGCCAAAGUUAUUGACGGAGAAAUAUUCAAAAUGGGAAAUUGGUACCGACCAGAAUCGCUGGAACAGCUGAUGGAGCUUCUAAGUUCUUUUGGCGGGGAAGUGAAAUAUCGUCUUGUUGCGGGAAACACUGGAAUUGGUGUGUACAAAGAGGACGGACCGUAUGACGUUUACGUGGACAUAAACCAAAUUGGAGAUUUAUAUCAGAUUUCAAAAGAAUCUCCGCUAAUAAUUGGUGGUGGAAUCAACUUAACUGUUAUGCAAGAGACUUUAUCCUUUAUCGGAUCCACGAAUCCUGACUAUUGGUACGCAGAGACUCUUGCCGAACAUAUAGAGAAAAUUGGCAGCGUUCCAGUUCGUAAUGCAGGAAGUAUUGCGGGGAAUUUGAUGAUGAAACACGGACAUCGUGAAUUUCCCUCCGACUUAUUCAUCGUUCUUGAAACUGUAGGGGCGAAAAUCACCAUCAUAAGCUGCAAAAGAGAAAUUCAGCAACUAACAUUGGAACAAUUCCUUGAGACGGACAUGAACGGCCAAAUCAUUUUAAAUGUGACACUUCCUCCAUUAUCAACGGAUCACUUUAUCAAAACUUUCAAAAUUAUGCCUCGUUCAUGUAAUGCGCAUGCCUAUAUUAACGCUGGAUUUUGUGCGAAAAUUUCCCGCCAAGAGAAUAUUUGUAUCGUAGGGAAACCUACAAUUAUCUUUGGAGGAAUUCGUACUUCACUGGUACAUGCAAUCGAGACGGAGAAUUUCUUGGCCGAUAAAUUCUUAGAUGACGAAAUGACGUUUCAAAAUGCGCUGAAGGUGUUGGAUCAAGAACUUUGUCCUGAAGAGCAUUUGUUGAAUCCGGACAGUGACUAUCUGAAGGCCGUAGCACAAGGACUUUUUUACAAGUUUGUGUUAACGAUCAUUGGAGAUAAAGCAGCACCUGAAUUUCGGUCUGGAUCUCUGAAUUUGGAACGUAAAAUUAUGAGCGGCAAGCAGGACUAUGACAUUGAUCCAAAGGAAUGGCCUGUUAAUCAACCAACCAUCAAAGUUGAAGCAAGGGCUCAAUGCUCAGGUGAAGCCAAAUACAUUGAUGACAUUCCGGUCCGUGUGGAUGAACUUUAUGGGGCGUUCGUUUUGAGCACUGCAGCAAAUUGUUUACUGGAUAAAGUGGAUGCAUCUUUAGCACUAAAAUCAGAUGGGGUAAUCGCUUUUUUUGAUGCCUCAAAUAUUAACACCGGAAAUGUGUUUUUCUUUGCUAAUAAUGGCCUCAACUGCGACAAUAACGAAGAGGUUUUUUGCUCCGGUAAAGUGUUGUACGCUGGUCAGUCUCUUGGAUUAGUAGUCGCCCGUACUCAAAAGCAAGCAAUCGAAGCCGCCAAAUUGGUUCGGGUGACUUAUAAGAACCACCAAAAGCCAGUAUUGACAAUCAAAGAUGCUCUGAAAGAUUCCACGAGAAUUCAGAAACAUUCCAUCUCUGGAUCACGGCAGGUGGUGAACGUCGGUGACGUUGAAGACGGAUUGUCUCAGUCUGACACUGUAGUCGAGGGUGAAUUUGAAAUUGGCAGUCAAUAUCACUUUUACAUGGAAACCCUGGUUGCGGCGUGUGUUCCAGUCGAAGACGGAAUGGACGUUUAUUGUGCCACUCAAGAUCAGGAAGCCGUGCAAAGUGCAGUUGCGAAUUGCCUAAAUCUGCGAAAUUCCCAAGUUAAUGUGCAAACUCGUAGACUUGGUGGUGGUUUUGGUGGGAAAAUAUCCCGCUCUACACUUGUGGCUGUUGCUUGCGCAAUUGCGGCGUCGGAGUUAUCUAGACCGGUUCGAAUAACUUUGGAUUUGGAUACCAAUAUGGCGUUAACAGGAGGUCGUCUUCCGUAUUAUUGCCACUAUAAGGCCGGAGUCAACAAGAAUGGACUUCUGCAGGCGGUUGAUUUGAAAAUAAUAAGUGACUGCGGCUGCAGUUUCAAUGAAGGAACUGCGUACAUAGCUGCUUCGUUCGCAAAAAACCGUUACGCAUCAAAAUGUUGGAAGAUCACACCCCUCUUAGCCAAAACGGAUACGGCUUCCAAUACUCAUUGCCGUGCACCAGGUCCCAUCCAAGGUAUUGCCAUAAUAGAAAAUUUAAUGGAGCAUCUGGCGCAUGUCCGGAAGGAAGACCCUCUCGAUUUCCGAUUGAAGAAUUUAAAUAGAUCCGAUGAAAAUGAAUUCAGCGCACUUCAACACAUUAUUAGUGAAGUGCGUUGCUCAUCGAAUUACGAUGAAAGAUAUCGUCAGGUGAACGAAUUUAACUGCAAUAACAGAUGGAAGAAACGGGGAAUAAAUCUGCUUCCCAUGGUCUAUCCAAUGUAUUAUUCUUCAUAUCGUUACAACGUCUUGGUCGCAGUUAACCGCAACGAUGGGUCCGUUAGUGUUUCUCACGGCGGAAUCGAGUGUGGCCAGGGCAUCAACACUAAAGUAUCACAAGUGGUAGCUAAAGAACUCGGUAUUGACAUUUCUUUGGUUUCCAUCAAACCAACCAACACUUUGACCAAUACGAAUGGAUCCGUCACAGGAGGAAGCAAAACUAGUGAACUGAAUUGCUACGCUGCUAUGCGAGCAUGUCAAAAAUUAAAGAAAAAAAUGCUUCCAAUCAGAGAGAACAUUCAAGACGAUAACUGGAACGUGUUGGUCGAGAAAUGUUACAACUCUAAUGUGGACUUGACUGCUCGCCAUUUUUAUUCGCCUAAAGACGACCUUACAGGGUACGUCAUUCGUGGAGCCACCGUUUCAGAAGUUGAAAUUGACGUCCUAACGGGAGAGAAAUUGAUUCGCCGUGUAGACAUUCUAGAAGAUGCUGGUCUCAGUAUAAAUCCCUUGUUGGAUAUUGGGCAAGUCGAAGGUGGUUUUAUAAUGGGCCUAGGAUUAUGGACGAGCGAGAAAAUGAUCUAUGAUCCAACCACAGGGAAGAAAUUAAGUAGAGGAACUUGGAACUAUUAUCCUCCUUUGAAUAAUGACAUACCAAUGGAUUUUCGCAUCACGAUGUUGAAAAAUGCCGCCCAUCCUUUUGGUGUAUUACGAUCUAAAGCCACAGGAGAGCCACCACUUUGCAUGUCCGUGUCAGUUUUCUUCGCCUUGCGCAAUGCAGUGAAUGCGGCACGAAUCGAUUGUAGUGAUUCAGACUGGUUUCGAAUGGAUGGACCGGCAACCAUUGAUACGCUCCACAAACUUAUGAAAAUCGACCCUUCAAAGUUUUUAUUCUGAUUCGGUACGCCAUGGGCAUGGAGAGACCUCUCAAUACCCUGGGUACGCUAAAACCAGAGCUGCUAAAACUGUGGAACCUAUGACUCUGAUUCAACUUUAUUUCCGGAUGAGGCUGGAUCGGCUGGAUCAUUGCGAAAU
Daphnia pulicaria is the source of this 4164-nucleotide messenger RNA. RefSeq names its product indole-3-acetaldehyde oxidase-like. The record is from RefSeq and is a predicted model, not a curated record. Gene Ontology annotation, molecular function: 2 iron, 2 sulfur cluster binding; iron ion binding; FAD binding. Bases 166 to 4026 code for a protein of 1286 amino acids. Lineage: Eukaryota; Metazoa; Arthropoda; Branchiopoda; Diplostraca; Daphniidae. The transcript has 30 exons.